AUGUGCUCUGGUCCUGUUGGUUGGUGCAAGCAUAUAAAUAUCGACAAUACAAAGGAGACCGUGGUAUUACAUCCAUCCAGUCUGAGGGACUCUACAGGCUCACAAAGUGCCUUGUUCCUGUUGGUUCGCGUAAGUACUGCAUGGUUUAUGGUCUGUUAAAAUCAUUUCUCACUUAGAAGGCCAGUCAGUCUUAUUUUAUUAAUAAGUUUUUUUGCUCUAUUGCUUUGUCGUUUAUUGUCAUAACGAUAUUCUUUUUAACAGCCAUUUGUAGGCGAUGCCAUACUCAGUUAAAAGUAGAUAUGGAAUCAAGCCCUCACACACUGACGGAUAUAACACAAGAAUGUACUCAAAAUGUACAAAGAAUUACUUCUGAGGAUACUGAAAUAACUCAAGUACAUACAAUAUUUUUGUUGUUUGUUUCGUUAUAUAAUGACCAAUGUCAUUAAUUAUAACUGGGGCCGAACUAUUCAUCUUGCUAUAUUACAUAUGCUUCGGAUCAUAAAAGUACUAUUCAAUAGAAAGAUUAAAAAUAUACUACAGCGUACUUAGGUCAGUUAAGGAACCUUGGAGCUUCGCCUCUUCUCUUAACGGUCUUGCUUAUUCCAUCUCAAGCUAAGCUUAUUUAGUGGUGGUGUUUCCUUGCAGGAAAUUCAAGAAGACAGAAACAAUAUGGAAAACCUAUGUGACUUGCUUAGUAAGAUAUCCAUUGUAGAAGAGGCUAUCCUGUCAGACGAAGCAAGCAGCACCAAUGAAUCUACACAGAUACAAGUAGCAACAAUCAGAUCAACAAAGGCUUUGCAGAAGAAAGAAGUGCAAUUCUAUCAGAUAAAGCAUCUACCAGUAAUGGAUCAAUAACGGCAACCACCAUUAGUCAGAGCUGAAAAAACUAAAUGAAUUUAUCCAUAUCUGUGGGGGACGGAAUCAAUCGGUCAACAAAAAAAGCGGUGGGAAGAAUUGACCACACGCAGUAAACAUUUUCGUGUUGAUAAAGCAAUAGAUGUAAUUGUGUCUGCCUUGGAAGUGAUAAUACCUGGCGACGCAGCAAGUAUUUGGGAUGCUAUUCAAACGUCACAAAGUGUCGAAAAGGCUCUUGGAAUUUCACAACCAGCUGACAGGAAAUAUCUAGAAGCCCUAGCUGAGACCUACCAGAGUGCCACCAGCUGGGACACCUGAAGACAAGUCUUAGGAAUAAUUGCAGAUCUGGUACCUUUCUCUCGCAGAUCCAGAAAUUUAUCCCUGGUGUAACGGAAUACUGUUUUAAGCAAGCCAGAUUGCAUAUUCUUAAGUAUGGGGGUGGGGCACCAGUUCCAGUGCAGAGAAGUCCCAGAAUGAGAUUAGACGAGUGCCAGUUGGAUCAGUUCCUUUCCUUUAUUACCAGUCCUCAUGUUGUACAAGACCUACCAUUUGGCCAACGAUACCUCCACCUAGCAAAUGGCCAAGUCCUAGCACGUCCAAACGUAAUUCGAUCAAUGAUUCCACAAAGAAUUGUAAUGCAGUACACACAGUUUUGCAAAGAAGACGGAACCAAACCAUUGAGUCCCUCAACCGCAUUACGAAUUUUGUCAGUUUGCACCGCAACUGUACAAAGGUCUUUGCAGGGUUUGGAUUAGCCUGCAUGGCAGGCGGUAUUUCUGCGGGCAGCGAAAAUUAGGGAAGCAAAGGAAAUACCGUCUGCCGCAAAACUAGGGGGUUUUGAAUUACCCGUCCGCUGGUGAACGGGAAAAACGGAUUGGUUAGUAUUUUUAUGUAGUUGUCAAUCAACGGCUAAAUUCGGUUAAAUGUUAAUCAUUAACCAAAUGUUUUGACGUUUUGAAACUCUGCGUUUUGAAAUUAGUUCACGUCAAGUCAGACCAGAAAUGGAAUAACAUAAUAAAAGAAGCAAAUUAAAAGAUACAAGCUGAAAAAUAACACUCUAAAUAGUGUUAUUGAUAGAGAUUCGAACAAGAAUAUUUAAAAAAGAAGAUACGUCCGAAGGGGCCGAAGUUAUGAUCGGCGAAAGGUAUGGGCUAGUCUAUAUUUUCGUUCAGACAAUUACAUGCGUAUUAAUUUGAUAAUAUACUAUCUCGCUUGACUUUCAAAGGCCAUAAAUCGCAAUAAUGUUGACAUUUUACUAAAACUAUCGAUAGAAAUUAGGAGAUAUUUCUUCACUGAAUCGAACAGUGGGAUUUCCAUAUAGGCCUAUCAGUCAUGUUCUGAACCAAAGAUACUUGAUAGAUAUUAUAUACGAACCUCCAAAGUAUAAACAAGGGGCCGGUUGAUGCAGUAAUUAUCAAAUAACAGUUAAACUCUUAUAUACCCGUUGAAUAUGUAUAGUUGUAAACAAAUAAAAACUAUCGUUCUAUAAGGUUCAAUACUUUUAGUUUGGUUGUUGACUGAUGAUGAAUCUAUAGUAUAGACUUGCAUGCUUUGUAUUUUGAGCUUAUUAAACCACCGUUUUAAGGCAGCUAAAGCUAAACGGGCUUGGUUUAUAUUAACACAUAAAAUAAAUUCCUUAAUUCUCAUCACUAGACACAGUCUACACUUUGAAAUGUCGAAGACAGUGGGAGAUUUAUUUUUUAUAUUUUAUAUUUAUAUAAUUUAUAUAUCAAUAGUUCGUAUCUCCACGAACAAUGACAGAAUGACUGAGUUUCUUUAAAAUACAAUGAAAUUUCACUCAAAAUUCUGUUUGUUUCAAAUUGGAAGUUUAAAAUGGCAAUAAAAACUCUAUAUAAAAUAUGAAAAAAUUAACUGUCUUGAAUUAUUUUGUCGGGCGGUACAUUUAUAUUGUAUAACGAAAAAUAAAACGUUUUCACGAGGAUUUUAAAAUUCAGUCGGGCAAUGAUGAGAAUCAAGGAAUUUAUUUUAUGUUGGGCAGUUGGGACUUGGGAGCAGCUUGGGAGUGGCUAAUUUUGAAUAUUUACUUAAUUAAUGCAUCUAUAAAUAGCAUUGAUGCUUCAGGGGCGGUAGUUCAUUUACACCCAGUUUUGCGGCAGGCGGUAUUUCCUACGUACCGCCUGCCAUGCAGGCUAGGUUUGGAUUAUAUUUCAGCUGAUGGGGCAAAGGCAUUUGAUGAUCUGGCUGGGUUACUCACAAAGCUCAAAAACCAUGGUUGUGAUCAAGUGUUGAUCAAUUCUUGUGAAGCAGCAUUAAAAGCUGGAAAACAGUACAUUAAAACUGACUACAAGGUAAUCAUUUUAUAAUUAUACAUAGCACAUUAUAUUUGUUGUGAGACCACAAAACCUUUGCCUAUGAUCUAUUAGAAUAGCCUUUGACAGAAUUCCGCUGCAACACAGAUGUUGUGGGAGGCGACUGGACUCAGGAGCACAGAUUCUUAUAAUUUUAAAGUAGAAAAAAGAAACUAGUAAAAACUUAUUGUUCUUAUAUUUUACAGGUGCACGUUUCUGAAGCAUCAAAUGUCCCUGACCACUGCUGCGUACAUGCUUUGAGUGAUCAAAAGCAACCUCUCUUCUCUUCCAAGUGCAACCAUCUCCACGAUCAUUCCUGCUCGUCCUGCAAACAGUUAAAUUCUACCCUUGCUUCCAUAAAGUCAUUUGUGAAAAAUUCAGCAGAGAAACUUCCAGAUGACGAGCGCGACAAUGUAAUAUUUACCUGUCAGCAGUCGAUAGCUGCAAUAGAAGCAUGGAAACAGCAUCAGUAA
Messenger RNA from Paramuricea clavata, 3637 nucleotides. Lineage: Eukaryota; Metazoa; Cnidaria; Anthozoa; Malacalcyonacea; Plexauridae. The record is from the annotation of a GenBank genome assembly.